Messenger RNA from Drosophila navojoa, 1867 nucleotides. RefSeq names its product La related protein 7 (gene Larp7). Gene Ontology annotation, molecular function: RNA binding. Gene Ontology annotation, cellular component: nucleus; ribonucleoprotein complex. Gene Ontology annotation, biological process: RNA processing. The record is from RefSeq and is a predicted model, not a curated record. NCBI's taxonomy places the organism in Eukaryota, Metazoa, Arthropoda, Insecta, Diptera, Drosophilidae.
AACGCUAAUGGCAGCUAAAGCAGGUAUCGCGGAAAAGAAUGAUGGUCCGGAGUUUGAAAAGCCUAAUACAACUGUUGCUGAAGGUGAAGCAGUUGUCGCCAGCACACAACCCACAGUGCCGACACCGGCAAAAAAUGAAGGUGGAGGACGUAAACGGAAACGCCACCUUUUUAAUGCAAUUCGCGGCCAGAUGGAGUUUUAUUUUGGCGACGCCAAUCUCAGCAAGGAUCGCUUUUUACGUCGCUUUAUAGAGAAGGAUCCAUAUGUGCCGCUGGAAAUAUUUCUGACAUUCAACAAAAUCAAGACACUUACUCAGGAUGUGCAGCAAAUAUCAACGUCGCUGUCCAAUUCUCAAUUGCUGGAAUUAGACGAGAGUGGACUCAAAGUCCGCCGGAAGACUGCGCUGCCGGAGCACCGGGACGUCAACAAUAAAACCCUUUAUGUUGAAGCUCUGCCGGCAACUGCAACACAUGACUGGCUCAAAGAAGUUUUUGGCCGCUAUGGCACGGUCAGUUAUGUAUCAUUGCCACAUUAUCCGGGCACGCGAAAGAUCAAGGAAUUUGCUUUUAUCGAAUUUGAGAAGAGCAGCUCCGUGGAGAAGGCUCUGAAGGCAUAUUCUCAAAUCCAGGGCGUUCUAUCCGUGGAGCACACGGACCCCAGUGAUUUAGCUAGCAUACGGUCCUUCCAGCAGCAACAGCUCCAGCAAAGAAAUAAGACUAGUUUGGAUGGGCAAGAAUCCGCAUCGGAAACAAAUGUUGUAGUCAAGCAGCCAAGCAAACGUGAAGCCGAUAAGGAAGGUAUACAGGAAACCGUGCCAACCAAAAGGGCCAAACUUAACACGUUAAAAGAUCAUUGCGAAGCAUCCGCUAGAGAAUUGUCUAAAGAGGAAAUUUCUCAGCAAAGUGACAAUAACAACGAGGAACAAAACGAGGCUACGAGCCAGAAGCGCCGUCGUAAGCAAAAGAAGCGACUUCUUGCAGACAAACUUAAGCCAAACAUUGAGCCCAGCGCGUCGGAAUUAAAAAUAUUGCCCAAGACUAGCUGGUGCAGCCUUCGCAACAAGUAUCUCAAUUUGCAGCGGCGCUUAAUUAGUGAAGCCAAGAGCAAACUCUGGCGCACUUCACAGGCGCAACAACCAAUGCACAAGUGCACAGUUAUGAGCUCGCAGUUGCAAGCACAGCAGCAGCAGUUGAUAGAGGUGAAGGGUAUCUGUACCAGCGGUACCAGCAGUGGACACGAAGAGCCAGAACAGCUUAACGAUCCUGGGGAUGUAUCCGAAGUGCCGGUGCCGCCCAAGCGCCGAAAGCGCAACAAAACUGCUGGCGUUCAUAAAAUGAAUAUGAAUUUUUAUGGCGCGGGUGGCAACGAGGCGGACGAAACUAAAUUGGCGGGUCGAGCUGAGGAUGCGGCACAGGAACGCCCGCCGCUUUUUAAGUACCAACCGGGUCUCAUUGUCGAGUGCUCACUCCACGAACCGUGCGUUAACGUAAAGGACUUCAAAGCCGACAUGCGUCAAUACGCGGACAUCAAGUAUGUGGACAUUAAAGAGGGCGACCAGGUGGCGCAUUUACGUUUGGUUACACCAAAUGCCGCUGAAGAGUUGGUGCGUCAGCUCAACUGUGCUGAAAUUCAGCUCAAAGUGUUGCGCGGCCAGCCAGAAACGCAAUACUGGCGCAAAAUCGAACAGGAUCGCGAAGCCAAAUUGUCUAAGAAGGUGCGUGUGCAGCAGAAACGCGGACGUGAAAAAGUCGCUAAGAUGUUGGCCAAGCACAUCAAGUUUGAUGAUGCAGUCGACGAGGUGAUCAACGACCCGACCACAAGUGCCAGCAUUCCAUCAGAUAAUUAAUGUAAUUAUAAAGUAUUACAA